Molecule: messenger RNA, 2439 nt
Organism: Kogia breviceps (pygmy sperm whale)
Lineage: Eukaryota; Metazoa; Chordata; Mammalia; Artiodactyla; Physeteridae
Source: RefSeq, a predicted model, not a curated record
GGCCAUGGGAUUCAGUGAAGAUAAUUUCACAUCGAGGAGGAUUAUAUCUGUUUGAAGAUAUGUGAAGAAGCUACUGAAGCGAUGGGAGAUGCUGGAGAAAGGAAGAGUGGGUCAUGCAGGAAGCAGAUUCCGAGAGGAAACAAUGGUGGAAAAGAAAGUAGGACAGAGAUGUAGGACACUAAGGUAAAGUCCUGGAGAAGAGACAUUUCCAUUUUGCUGGCCUCACACCCAGGCUGCCUAGCACAUAACAGGACUCGGCUCUUCUCUGCAAGGAGAGCACUCGGGAGGGAAUGGCUGCUGUGUCUCCAACUGCCAGAUUCCAGGACCCAGUGACAUUCGAGGACGUGGCGGUGGUUUUCACAGAUGAAGAGUGGAGGCGUCUGGUCCCUAUUCAGAGGGACCUCUACAAGGAAGUGAUGCUGGAGAACUAUAAGAGCAUUGUCUCGUUGGGACUUCCAGUUCCUGGACCUGAUGUGAUUUUUCAGUUGAAGAGAGGGGAUGAGCCUUGGAUAGUGGAGCUUCAUGGAUCUGAGGGGAAAGAAUGUGCAGAGAAUGUCUCUCAAGACUGGGACACUAAGCCUGAGAUUCAAGGUGCUUCAGAAGAAGAAAAAUCAGAAAUAACAAUGAGGGAAAAGCUUGGAAUGAAAGGUCCUCCAUCUCCUAAAUUUGAAGUUCAUGCAGUGGAUGGUGGGUUGGGAACAGAGAUGGAAUGCCCUGCAGUGGAGGCCUGCAAGAAAUCCCUUUCUCAGGAGGAAAGGUUGCAGCAUGGGGCAACCCCUCCCAAGAAAAUUCUCACUAAAGAGAGAGACCAGGAAUGCAGUGACUGUGGGAAGACCUUUUUUGACCACUCCUCCCUUAUUCGCCAUCAGAGGACUCACACUGGAGAGAAGCCCUAUGACUGUCCUGAAUGCGGGAAAGCCUUCAGUCACAGGAGCAGUCUCAGUAGACAUCUGAUGUCGCACACUGGGGAGAGCCCCUACGAGUGCAAUGCCUGUGGGAAAGCCUUUUUUGACCGUUCAUCCCUAACUGUACAUCAGCGAAUUCAUACUGGAGAGAAGCCCUUUAAAUGCAACGAGUGUGGAAAAGCCUUCUUUGACCGCUCGUCCCUUACUCGACACCAGAGAAUUCAUACUGGAGAAAGUCCUUAUGAAUGUAAUCAGUGUGGGAAAGCCUUUAGCCAGAAAAGUAUUCUUACUCGACAUCAGCUAAUCCAUACGGGCAGGAAGCCGUAUGAAUGUAACGAGUGUGGGAAAGCCUUCUACGGUGUCUCAUCACUAAAUAGACAUCAGAAAGCCCACGCUGGAGAGCCUCGCUAUCAGUGCAGCGAGUGCGGGAAAGCUUUCUUUGACCGCUCCUCCCUUACUCAACAUCAGAAGAUUCACACUGGAGACAAGCCAUAUGAAUGCAGCGAAUGUGGGAAAGCAUUUAGCCAGAGGUGCCGGCUUACGCGACACCAGAGGGUUCAUACAGGAGAGAAGCCCUUUGAAUGCAGCGUGUGUGGGAAGGUUUUCAGUUCCAAAUCAUCAGUUAUUCAACAUCAAAGGCGUUAUGCCAAACAGGGAAUAGACUGAGUUGAGCAAAAGCUUUAGUUAAAGGACCUCCAUGCAAACUCAAGAUCGGUCUUCCGCAUCUUAAACCCAUCUCCUGGUCAUUGCACCUAGUCUGGCUACUACUCUCCUUAUCUGCCUCUGUUACCACAGUGUUUGAAGGAACACUCUCUACCCACUGUGUUAUAGAGCUGAUGUGGGAUGCCAGAAAUUAGGAUGUGACUCUUCAGAGUCAACAUUUUGCAGAGAUUUGUCAGACGAUAGGGACAAACGUUAGGAGGCAAUCCUCAGACACACCUCUCGUCCUAGGCCCCAGGUAUCACUACACUUUAAAUAACUUGAGGCCACAGCAGGAGGGGAAGGUACACUAAUGUCAGAGCAAUACUGUUGUUUCCAGAACAGUUCUUUCUUUAUAGCCAUUAGUCCCUCUCUCUUGGAGAUUUUUUGGGCACUGACCUUGUUCUGUUGUGUCCCAGCUUCUAGAUUUCUUAAUACUACUACUAGUAGCUAGCACUUAUUGAGCACUUAUUAUGGGGCAAGCACUCAGCUGAGAGUUUUGCAAGGAGUAGAUUAUUUGCUCCUCUCACUAACCCUCUGAAGUAGGUACUGUUACUACCCAAAUGUUACAGAUGAGAAAACUGAAGUUUAGAGGGGUUAAAUAACUUGCCCAAUGUGACAGCUAGUAAAAGGUGAAGCCACGUCUUGAAUACAGGUCUCCCUUCAAAGUCUGUUCUCUUUACCAUAAUGCUAUAAGGUUUGUUUUAUAAUUUAUGUACAUGUAUUAUCUCCUCAACCAGAUUGUAAGCACUUGGAGUUGUGACUUAUAUGUCUUUGUAUCUCACACAGUGCCUUGCAAAUAAUAGGUGCUCAAUAAAUAUUUAUCUGAAUUAAU